ACAACUUCAGUUUCCACUGAGAGGGAGUACGGAUUGAAUGACAGAACCGGUCUGACAGAUAUAUCUAUGUCAGAAUUCAUAGUAUACAAGCUGGACGACACAGAACUGAAGGUGCUAACUGAGUUGACAAUACAGUACGACAAUGAGCCAGACCUACAGCCUAAGAAGCCGGAGAACCUGGAAGUGACCAGGUCAAGCGUCAAGUAUGACAGGGAGAGCUGUCAAGACUCCCUCUGUGGCAUCAUGACUGUCACCCAGGGGCAUUUGAAGAACAGGACCUUUGAGAUAUUAUUAAAGAUUGCCAAAAAAGGAAUUGACGCUGACAACAUAGUGAGAAACUCAUCAAUGAUUCACAGCCUUGAUUUCAUAAAUCUACUGAGCACUAUAUCCCAACUGAACUACACAACCCUGAAGAGAAUCUUCGAGGACCUGGUCUUGGGAACUAGCUACGAGCUGGAGACUUCUAGAAAUAUAUUCCUGGAGAUGCUUCCGUACGCUGGCUCAGAUGCUUCAGUCAGAUUUGUGAAGCACUUAGUCAUUGAGGAGAAGGAGAAAAUAGAAGAUUCCGCGCUGAUUGCAAUGAUCAGAAAGCUGCCGUUCACUGGAGCAAACUACACCCAAGAGUUGUUGCAAGAGCUGGAGCCGUUCACCAAAUUGGGACUGGACUUCCCACAGGAAAUCAGACACUCGGCUAUCCUUAGCUUCUCUACCCUCCUGCAUCAGACCAAGAGGGAUGGGAAAGUAGGGGACGAUUACUUCGACAAUAUGGUGGUGAAAUACGUCAGGAUGUACAGUGAUUGUCCCCACUACAUGGACCGACUGAUCUGGCUGCAAGGCAUCAGCAACAUAGGCUUCUGGGCGCAGAAAUACACGAUGGAAAUAUUCACUGACACCUCCAAGAAACGAAACGAAAGGUUAUGGGCUGCAUUCUCUACCAACUACAUCGACAACCAGUACUAUACUGAUGGACAAGUUCGGAUAGUAGACCUGCUUCUCCCGAUCCUGACCAACUCCACCGAAGACCUGCAAAUCAAAAUGGCGGCCGUCCACGUCUUUCUGACAUCAACAGCGAUUACUCAGAAUGAUUUCUUGACUAUCCAAAGAUAUUUAGUCAGAGAUGAGACUCUGUAUCGGUUUUGGUACAUGGCUAUUAAGAGUUUAGAGUUGAAUAAAAACUUCGAUGGAUAUAAGUUGGCCUCAAUGUACGUCCCAGCAGUAUCAGGCCUGAAGUACUACCUCAACACCGACUUCUGGUCGGUCAACAACCUCAUCAUCAGCUCCGCCGACCAGUCGUCCACCCUCCACCUGCUGUCCACUGGGAACCCUGGAGAACUGCCCAACUUCGCUGGUCUGAGGCUGUCGGUGGGAGGAAAUAGAGUUUCUGUCUACAUCUCAGCAGAAGGCGUAGCCUCCAACAUAUACAAGAGGAUGCACAACUUCAACGAGGAUGAGCUGAAGAUGGAGAAGCUGGUGGAACUCCUGAAAGAGUUCAAGGUGUGGGCCACAAAGUCUUCGGAAGAGGUGCACAUAGAUUUCGUAGUCAAAAUCCAAGAGAAAGCUAUUUUCGUCUCGCACAUGAAUCAAACUAGGUUUGACAGCUGGAACUUGCUGGAAUUGGCCAAGUCAGUAAACGAAUUUUUACGACUCGGCAGCCACAUCAAUCAGCAGCUCGUCUACUGCCCGACGCAUAAGGAGUUGAUUUUCCCAAACGAGCUCGGUAUACCAGUGAAACUACAAACGACUACACUAUCGUUCACUUCAAUCCGAGGAAACCUGACAACACCAUCGACGGAUCUGCACAUAAGGUAUCAAGGCGUAACCCUGACAUCCUUAUCAUCUUUCGGCGCGUUCUUCCAAUCUGAGCACACGAUGCGAGUGCAGACCUCCACGGUAGCUCACUUGCCCAUCAAGUUCAACGUCACUGCUGGACCCACUGGAGUGGUCAACUUUAUAUCUCCAAACCUGCAACGCGGUGGUAUAGUGAUGCACACAAGAGUACAAGUGGAGAAGCGAGCCAAUGGGACUGUGGAUGCUUUCACUUUGAAACGCGACGGGCAUGAUUAUGAGGUGAACGAAUCGAGCAUAUAUUUCGACUGCGACCACUCCGCUGCAGGGUUGGGAUUCGAGGAUCUCUUCACCACCAGUUUCUACGACUUCCUCAAUUCCCUGCGCUCCUCCAGAUUGAUCCUCAACAGUUUCCCUAUCCUUGUCUCCUCACCCUCCAAGUCUUGCGGCGUCAUCUACCCUCCCAAGACCUUGGGGGAUGAUAAGGGGCUCUUGGCCACCCUGGUGGUAGACGACGCACCAUCAGUCGUUGGGUUCCUAUCAGGGCAGCAGGAGCAGUUGAAACUGACGCUGCUUUUGAAGUAUUAUAGACAAGACGUCGAAGCUCCAGAAGAUGAUACCAUCUUCAAACUGGAUGCGGAGUUCGAAAUAAACAAUUUGGACGACAAAGUCACUACGAGACUGGUUGCUAAUGGAUCCAGGCCUAAGUCACCAGGAUCUAACUGGAGGCUGUUAAUAGAGAACCAGGACUUCAAUAUCUACGCCAAGAACAUGCCUCAAGGCACCAGCUACGCCGGCAGCUUCGCCGUCAACUUCGUGACGUCAUCCAAGGCCAGGGUCCUGAAGGUGGAAUACAGUGACAAUAAAUACUCCUUGGGGAAACUCCUCAACUUGAAGAUUACUAACAAAAAUUUACCAAGUGACAUGUUGGCCAAUCUGGGUCUGGGGUGUGAAGCGGAGACUUUCAGGCAAAAACCUUUGUUCAGUACUUCUGAAGAUCUAGCCCAAUUCAACGUUACUUUAGAGGUGAAGAACGCUAUAGCAUCGUUGGCUGUGAAUAAUGACGCGAAGAUUCAAUUUGUGUCGCUCGGCUUUGACAGACUCUUCGAAGCCUGGACCAAUCUGAAGAUGAUAAACAACUACUACAAGGAAUUCUCGCCGUCGCAAAACGGUACAGCGGAGAAAAAUUUCGAGACGUGGUUCAGGUUCGGACCCCACGGAGGCACCACCGAAUGCACUGAACGACUCCUACUAGGCGACUGUACUGAGAAACCCAGGUUCGCAAUCACCCAACUCAAGCAGGGGGGGCUGAAGGUUUACGCGGGGGGGUACUACGUCACGGUGGAGAGGACGGGGAGGCAGAACAUGUUCAUCAAUAUGACGCAAUCGGACAACCAUUUGAAGGUCUCCGAAAUCAAAAACGGCGUGAAGAUCACCUCGCCUCACACAGGCGUCCAGGUCUAUUACAGACACCAGGAUAUGCUGAUCCUGGUGCCAAGCUCGCAUCUCCACGCCAUCUGUGGGCAUAUCGUGGCAUCUUUGCCCAUAGAUGCUAGGAUCUGUGGGAUACACUAAUUAAGAUAGCGUAACAUAGCGGUCGACAAAUGUUAUGUAGAAUCAUAAUUAUGUCGACAGUUGCUAGACUAGAAUCUGUGAGACAUUAGAGCUCGCUCCUGCACGCCAUCAGUGGGCAUAGCGUGGCAUCUUUGCCCACAGAUGCCAGAAUCUGUGGGAAACACUAGCUAGGAUAUCGAGACAUCCCUGUCGACAUAACUUAUAUAGCAUCUGCACUCUAGACAAGUGACAAGACGUGACAGUUGUAAUUUGAAAUCCCUACGCUCCGGCGUUUUUGUUUGUAGUUAUUCGUACAUCGCUCUGUGAAGGAAAUUCGAAGUUGCAAACGUCACGUUUUUCCACUUGUCUAGGGGUGCUGGGGCAGGCAAUAACUAGGAUAGCGUGGCAUCUCUGCUCAUAAGAUGCUAGAAUUUGUGGGGCAUUAGAGCUCGCAUCUUCAUGCCAUCUGUGAGCAUAGCGUGGCAUCUCUAUCACAUGCUAGGAUUUGUGGGAAACACUAAUUAAGAUAGCGUGGCAUCUCUGUCAUAUGCCGACAGAUGCUAGAAUCUGUGGGACAUUAGAGCUCCCAUCUUCAUACCAUCUGUGGGCAUAGAGUGGCAUCUUUGCUCACAGAUGCCAGAAUCUGUGGGAAACACUAAUAAUAAGGUCGAAAAGAGAUGAUUUGGUGCUAAAUUACAAUAAAUGUUUAACCCACUUCAUGCAUUGUACAUUGAAAUAUCAAAGUAAAACUACUUUCCCAUAAAAAUGGAAUUGCACAACUCAAAAAUAAAAAAUUCCUUAACAACAAAUCUGUAUGUUCUUUCUUUCAAAAAGUGAUAGUAGACCAUAUUUUGAUAAUAGCACAAAUUAAUAAGUGUAGUCUUAAUGCAAUCAAUAAUGUGUAGGUAAUGAAUGUAAAUAAUUAUUUUUAUUUAAUUAAAUAUACAGUAUGUAAGUGAA
This is a messenger RNA of Ostrinia nubilalis (European corn borer), 4299 nucleotides long. RefSeq lists its product as uncharacterized. Bases 67 to 3360 code for a protein of 1097 amino acids. The record is from RefSeq and is a predicted model, not a curated record. Gene Ontology annotation, molecular function: lipid carrier activity. Lineage: Eukaryota; Metazoa; Arthropoda; Insecta; Lepidoptera; Crambidae. Gene Ontology annotation, biological process: lipid transport. The transcript has 24 exons.